AACCCUAGCAGAAGAAGCCAUGGAGAGGGAGAUGUUGCUGACUGCAACAAAUGUUCAGGUUCACAGCUAUAUACCUCAUGAUAUUGCCUUCUCUAUUUUGUCUAAACUUUCUCUCAAAUCUUUCAAGCGAUUUCAAUCUGUAUGCAAAUCAUGGUCUCUUCUCUUUGAUGAUCCUUAUUUCAUGAAUAUCUACAGAAAAUCUUUCUUAGCAAAGGAUUCAUCUUAUUAUGAUGAUAAAUCUCUCCUCUUACAUCUCUUAGGGGAAGACUUUCACCACCAUUUGUUUUCUCUUUCCGGUGAGUGGUUUGUCAAGUUAAAGCUGCUAAAGCCGCCAUUUUAUCGGAAUCAUUUUGAAAUUUUGGGCUCAGUUAGUAUUAAUGGUGUUCUCUGUCUUCGUGUUAAAAGUAUCUAUAAUGAAGGUAAAAUAGUUAUAUUGUGGAAUCCAACUACGGAGGAAUAUAAGCAAGUUCCUUCUAGUUUAUCCGAAUCUAUAUCUAUAGGAAGGAAUGAUGGUUUUGUUGAUUAUAUAAUUGGUUAUGACCGUGUUAAAGAUGACUAUAAAGUAGUUCAAAUUAGAUAUGUUAGUGCUUGGAGGAUAUAUAGAGAAAUAUAUAGCUUAAAUAGUAACUCUUGGAAGAAACUGGACGUUGAUAUAUCUAUAUAUAAUAAUGUAAAUAGGCAUAAAAUAUACAUAGAUGGAGUGUGUCAUUGGUGGAAUAAAGACGGAAUACAAAGUUAUCUAGUGUCAUUUGACUUCAGUUGUGAAUCUGUCAUUAAAACAUUCAUGCCCUCUCAUGUAGAUGAUAAGUUGGCCGGUCUUUCUAGUUGUAUGGUAUCGAAAAAAUUGAUGAUAUUGAAUGGCUCUAUUGCUUUCAUCUCAAAUUACUUGAAGAUGUCUACGUUUCACAUUUCAAUUUUGGGUGAAGUCGGUGUAAAGGAAUCAUGGACUAAACUUUUUGUUGUUGGGCGGUUACCCUGCCUUAAGUACUUUGUUGGAGCGGGAAAGAAUGACAAGAUGUUAUUCACAAGAAAAGACAAGGAGUUAGUCUGGUUUGAUUUAAACACUGGGAUGAUUGAUAAGGUUGGUGUUAAAGCACUCUCAUCUCGUUGUAGCUUACUAUUCCAUAGAGAAAGCAUUCUUCCAAUUAGAGGAAUAUAGAAUACAUACUAUUAACUAUUAUUAAAGUUAGAAUCUUUCAAAUAAGAUAUCAUGCAUCCAUU
Messenger RNA from Lathyrus oleraceus (garden pea), 1221 nucleotides. RefSeq names its product F-box/kelch-repeat protein At3g06240. Bases 20 to 1159 code for a protein of 379 amino acids. Gene Ontology annotation, molecular function: protein binding. The transcript has a single exon. NCBI's taxonomy places the organism in Eukaryota, Viridiplantae, Streptophyta, Magnoliopsida, Fabales, Fabaceae. The record is from RefSeq and is a predicted model, not a curated record.